Molecule: messenger RNA, 1972 nt
Organism: Solanum stenotomum
Lineage: Eukaryota; Viridiplantae; Streptophyta; Magnoliopsida; Solanales; Solanaceae
Product: very-long-chain aldehyde decarbonylase GL1-5-like
Exons: 10
Coding region: 68-1951 (627 amino acids)
Biological process (GO): lipid biosynthetic process
Molecular function (GO): oxidoreductase activity; iron ion binding
Source: RefSeq, a predicted model, not a curated record
AAAGGCCGUUGAAGCAAAAGCUUUUACACACAGGUUGGGGCAAAGCUAGAAGCACUUGAACAAAAGAAUGGCUAAUAAACCUGGCAUUCUCACUAACUGUCCAUGGGCAUGUCUUGGCAACUUAAAGUACUUGGUAUUGGCACCAUUUGCGUGUCACAGCAUAUACACAUUCUUCAUGAGCAAAGAUGAAAGUGAGAGGGACAUGUUCUACAUACUCUUACUCCCAUUAACUCUCUUCAGAAUGGUUCACUACCAGAUAUGGAUAUCUUUAUCCCGCUACAGGACUGCAAAGGGGAACAAUCGAAUUCUUGAUAGAAGCAUUGAAUUUGAUCAAGUUGACAGAGAAAGCAACUGGGAUGAUGAGAUCAUACUUUUUGGGUUGGUAUAUUAUAUCGGAUACUUGAUUCUGGAACAAGCUCAUCACAUGCCUAUGUGGAGGACCGAUGGGAUCAUUAUAACUGCCUUGCUUCAUAUUGGUCCUGUAGAGUUCCUCUAUUAUUGGCUACACAGAGCACUGCAUCAUCAUUUUCUCUACUCUCGUUACCAUUCCCAUCACCACUCCUCCAUUGUUACUGAGCCAAUCACUGCUGUAGUUCAUCCAUUUGCUGAGAUACUAGCAUAUUAUACACUCUUUGGCAUACCUGUAGUCACAACAUUAUUCACCGGGACUGCUUCUAUAGCUUCAACUGGUGCUUAUGUCAUCUAUAUUGAUUUCAUGAAUCUCAUGGGCCAUUGCAACUUUGAGCUAAUUCCUAAGUGGAUCUUCUCUGUCUUUCCCCCUAUCAAGUACUUCAUGUAUACGCCCUCGUACCACUCACUACAUCACACCCAAUUCAGAACAAAUUAUUGCCUUUUCAUGCCACUCUAUGACUAUAUCUACGAUACAAUGGACAAGUCAUCGGACACAUUGUAUGAGAAGUCACUUGAGAGAGAAGCUGAAGUGCCUGAUGUGGUGCACCUAACACAUCUAACAACCCUAGAAUCCAUCUAUCAUCUUCGACUUGGAUUUGCAUCGCUGGCCUCAAAGCCUCACACCUCUAAGUGGUAUAUGUUGUUAAUGUGGCCCGUCACACUAUGGUCAAUAAUGCUUACAUGGAUUUAUGGUUACACAUUUGUUGUUGAGAGAAAUUUGUUCAAGAAUCUCAAAUUACAAACUUGGGCUAUUCCAAAGUAUCGCAUACAAUACUUUAUGUACUGGCAAAGAGAGAGUAUUAACAAUAUGAUCGAGAAAGCCAUCAUUGAAGCAGAUCAAAAAGGCAUAAAAGUGUUGAGCCUUGGACUCUUAAAUCAGGCAAAGCAACUGAAUAGUAACGGAGAACUUUACCUAAGGAGGCAUCCUCAGUUGAAAGUGAAGGUGGUAGAUGGAAGUAGCCUCGCUGCGGCCGUGGUUCUCAAUUCCAUUCCUAAAGGAACUUCUCAAGUUGUCCUUCGAGGUCAUUUGUCCAAAGUUACUAACUCCAUUGCUCUUGCCUUGUGCAGAGGAGGAAUUCAGGUUGUCAUGUUAGACGAAGAAGAUUUCAAGAGACUUAAAGCAAAGCUUACCCCCAAGGCUGCAACUAAUUUGGUCCUCUCAAAAUGUUAUAAUGUUUCAAAGACAUGGCUAGUAGGGGAUGGAUUGAGCAAAGAUGAACAAUUGAAAGCACCAAAAGGAACAUUAUUCAUUCCUUAUUCACAAUUCCCACCAAGGAAAGUUCGCAAGGAUUGUUUCUACUUCAACACACCAGCCAUGAUUGCUCCAAAACAUCUUGAAAAUGUAGACUCUUGUGAGAACUGGCUACCAAGAAGGGUGAUGAGUGCAUGGAGAAUAGCCGGGAUUUUGCAUGCAUUGGAAGGUUGGAAUGAGCAUGAAUGUGGUAACAAGAUGUUUGAUAUUGACAAAGUAUGGAAAGCAAGCCUUCGACAUGGUUUUAGCCCAUUGACCACGUCUUCUGCUAUUGAAGCAAAGGCUUAAAAUUAAAACACACAUUGUCUU